AGAGAGAGAGAGAGAGAGAGAGAGAGAGAAGACCGAAGGCCGAGGCUGAUCGCCUGUAACUGGCAGCAUGCGGAGGUGAAAACGGAUCUCUCAUCACCGAUCGAGGUUUACACCCUUGACGGUAUUUAUUGAAACCCAGGGAUCAGUGAUUGAUAUAAUUAAUUAAAUACAGCAAUUAGUGAUUUAUUCCGAAGGAGCCAUGCAUCCGAGCAGAGGAUUAUUACGGAGGAAUUGCCCCGAAUCCGUGAGCUGCAGCUGGGGCACCGAGCUCUGGGAUCAGUUUGAUAACUUGGAGAAGCACACACAGUGGGGCAUCGAGUUUGUGGAGCGCUACACCAAGUUUGUCAAGGAGAGAUCCGAAAUCGAGUUGAGCUACGCCAAGCAGAUAAGAAAUCUCUCAAAGAAAUAUCAGCCCAAGAAGAACUCGAGAGAAGAGGACGAGUACAAGUACACCUCCUGCAGAGCAUUUCUGAUGACGCUGAAUGAGCUGAACGACUAUGCUGGGCAGCAUGAGGUCAUCGCCGAAAACCUUUCAACACAGAUCAUCUCAGAGCUGGUGCGAUACAUCCAGGAGCUUAAAGCUGAACGGAAAGCGCAUUUUCAUGAUGGCCGCAGAGCACAGCAGCAUAUCGAGAACUCUUGGAAACAGCUGGAGUCGAGCAAACGUCGGUUUGAGAGAGACUGCAAGGAAGCCGACCGUGCCCAGCAUUACUUUGACAAGAUGGACGCUGACAUUAAUGUGACCAAGGCUGAUGUAGAGAAGCGGUGUUCACUCAAGGCUAAACAGCAGGCUCAAAUGAGACAUCACAUAGCUGAUGAAAGUAAGAACGAUUAUUUGUCCUACCUGCAAAAGUUUAAUAAAGACCAACACGAGCACUACUACACCCUCAUCCCACACAUCUUUCAGAGAAUCCAGGAGAUGGAGGAGAGACGGAUUGAGAGAAUAGGGGAGAGUAUGAGGUGCUACGCCGAGGUGGAACGCAAGGUGCUGCCCAUCGUUAAUAAGUGUCUGGAUUGCAUGACCAAGGCAGCUGAAUCCAUCGAACCCAAAAUGGACACCAAGCAGGUUGUUGAGACGUUUAAGUCAGGCUUUGAACCACCAGGCAAUGUAGACUUUGAGGAUUACAGUGUAUCUAUGAAGAGAGCUGUGUCUGAGUCCAGCUUCCUGAACGCACGUGGAGAGAGUCGGCGCAGGAGCCGAAGCAAGCUGUGGCCUUUAAUUAAGAGGAAUAAGCUUAUGUCGUUGUUAGCGUCACCUCGUCAGCCCCCUCCUCCUCCCCCCACGUCACCCUCUCCAGAAGGCCUGGCCAACGGGCCGCACUCGCCUCCUCACAGCAAGGAACCUCUCGGACAGCGCCUCAAUGACUUCAUGAGCUCGAAACACAAGAUGCAGUGCCUGAGAAGCCUCAAGCGUGGGCUCUCCCUGAAGUUGGUAAGUGGAACCAUCCAGGAGGACUACAGUCAUUUACCCCCUGAACAAAGGCGAAAAAAACUACAGGCCAAGCUUAAUGACAUCAGCAAAGACAUCCAGAAAGAAAUGGAUCAGAGGGAUGCACUAAAUAAAAUGAAGGAAGUGUACAUCAAGAACCCUCACAUGGGCGACCCCAACAGCGUGGACCCGCGAUUAGAAGAGGUGCGGCAGAGCAUUGAGAAACUCCAGCUCGAGGCUCACAAAUAUGAGACCUGGCUAACAGACGUGGAGAGGAAGCUGCUGGAGAAAGACAGCACUCUGCGGAGACAAAGUGCCCUUUAUGAUCCACAGAGCAACACGGGAAACGUAGCUAACAGCUGUGCCCAGAACAGAGAGAGUAUGUAUUACAUGUCUUCUGUGCACAGUCCGGACGGCAGCUAUACGGAAGACCCCAGCACGGAGACGGUGCAGUUCAAAUCGCGCAGUACAGAGUUUGAUGACGAGUUUGACGACGAAGAACCUUUACCCACCAUAGGAACGUGCAAGGCUCUCUACCCUUUCGAAGGUAGUCAGAACGAGGGUACGAUCCCAAUGGCUGAAGGCGAGAUGCUGUACGUGAUCGAAGAGGACAAAGGUGAUGGCUGGACUCGCGUGCGCAGGAACGAGGACGAGGAAGGAUACGUGCCCACGUCCUACAUCAAGCUCUGCUUCGAUGCCAACUCCAAAGGUGCCAUGACCUACAUUUAACCCUCAGAGAUAAAACAACAUGCGUAGACAUCAGCGCCUUCCUCUGACUAUCCCUGUCCUCGGGCUUUUUUUAUAGGCCAGGAGGGCGGUGUGUAAUAAUGUUCACUUUAGACCAUUUCUGCUUUCUAUUAAAUUUUUUUUCCUUGCAUAUGAGUAUGUGAGAGAGAGAGCCGGACGGACUACGUGCUAUGCGAUAAACCACAUCCUUCCUAUAGGACUGGACGUGGAUCGAACUCUGAAAUGUGCAACAUAUCAUAUGAGACUAUUUAUGCCGGUAUUUCUAGGCGUCUUUAUUUUGCGUCUCUCUCUCUCUCUCUCUCUCUCUCUCUCUCUCUCUCUCUCUCUCUCUCUCUCUCUCUCUCACUAUUUUUCUGUCCUUCAGUGUGAAUGGGAGAAAGAAAAAAGACUUUUGUGCCCAUAAGGAUGAGAAGGCAAUAGAGCCGCCUUUGAGGUGCGCUAGUAGAAAACGCUGCUUAAUCUACAUUUCAUAUCAUAACUUUGGGUAUCGUGGUUGUUUUUUGUAUUUAAAAAGAAAUCCAUGUGGUUUUUUUAUGUCUAUGGCUGAGCCACAGGUAAAAAAAAAAGUUUUUUGAGCUUAAUGUGAAUUCUUUCAAUUUGGUAAAGAGAUUGACUGUCAGCAAUAAAGGUGUUGUGAGGCUUCAGUCAAAUCAGAUUGUAUUUAAAAAAGAAUCGAUUUUUAUGACAGUUUCUGUACUUUACUGUUAAAUUCCUAAAUUAUAUAUCACUGUCAAUUCUCUAUGAGCGAGCAUGAAAGAACAAAAUGUCUAGUCUAAUGUUUACUCAGGUACUUAUUUCUUUGUAUUUGUUUAACUAAUACAUUUUUCGCCAAGCAUACGGAUUUAACUAAAUGUGUAUAAUCCAAAAAAAACAAAAAAAUGAUGCUACAUUAACCUUAUCCUGCAUGCUCAUAACAAAUUUCGCUCAAAAUAGCUUUACAUUUUCCAUUAUCUCUGUUUCGAGACAGCAGCUAACCUGAGCUAGUGUAGUUAAAGAGCUUUAAGAAAAAAAUAUGCCGUUUUAUGAUGUGCUGAGAGAAUCAAAGGGUCAUUUUCUUGACAUUUUGCAUGCGGUACCUCUCACUGGUAGAGCAGGCCAGUCGAAGACGUUUCCAUGAAGAUUUAAAUGAGGCAAAGACAAAAAAAAGCACAUUUUGUAAUUUAUGAUGAUCAUAUCGAUGUGACUGCAGCUGCUUCUGCAUGGUUUUGAACACAUACAGGCUUUCUGUCGCUGUAAUAUUGAAGCUUGUUAAUGUUUUUUUUCUUUGAAGCAAUAUUAGCUGUAAAUUCUGCCUCACAGCUUUAUAGACUGAUACAGCAGGAAAUAUUAACAUACUUUUAUUUUGAUUGACAUGCGCGCGAGAAUGAAUGUAGGAAAACGGUAACGGCGUAUCGUCAUGGGUUAGUCUUGUAUUUUUGGAUUCAGAGUAUUCGCAACCAGGUAUCAUGCGUAUUGUCCAGAUAUCUUCACGCAGACUGAGACCUUCCAACAAAGUCGCAUAGUGAAACAAUGGUUGUAUUAGCAAUAAAUUGCGCCGUCAUAGAAGCUGGCUUUUUCCUCAAUGGGUUCUCCUGGGGUCAGCAUGGAACCCGGGAAGUUUUACAGAACCACACAAGAUUACUCACAAGUCAGUAUUACCUACUGUAGAAUCCUAUGAAAUAGAAGCAGGAUGGAAUAAAAACGUUUCGACUCAUGUUAUUAUCAAAUAAGCUGUAAAAGUCACAUCGCCUGCUUGUGGCCAAAACAGAAAAAUCAAGUCAAAAGAAAUGACGGUAUUCUUAUGCCACAUAUCUAACAUCUUGUGUGGUUUUGUUUGUUUGUUUGUUUUUCUUUGCUUUUUUCUUUAUUUUUGUUCUUUUCUUUGCAGAUCCCUAAAAGCGUUUGGCUGGCACAGGAGUGGCAGGGCAAGUGUCCGUGCGUGAAACAUCGUCCUCUUUAAUGCGUAGUCAGAGAGAUGCUGUGUGGUGUGAGGUCGUCUGACAGGCCGAUCCAAUCUUAACACAAACUCUGAAGCUCCUCGUCUUCGGGCCAGAGGCAAAAAAGAAAAAAAAACUGCUCGGAAUAGUGUCUGAGAUCUUUUGGUUUCUUUGUUUUUUAAAUAUUUUUAAAAUUUCCUUUUUUUAAAUAAAUCGUGUGCUAAUGAUUUGCAGAGCUUGCUUCUCGUGUGAGCCUGGACCUCUCAGCCUUGUGUAGUAGCUGCUUGCUGAAUGAGAGUCAAUAGGUCUAAAGUCUGGUACUCAGAAUCAAAGACAGGACAGUGACGUGCUCCUGGUCAAGCCGGUCAGCAUUGUCAUGAUCCAUUAGCUGCUGUCUUCCUCUGGCCUACAGAAGGUUCUUGAGGAUAUAAAUAAAAUAAAAUGAAAAUUGAAAGGUAUUAAACAUGUUAGGGUGGGGUUGGGGGGUGGGGGCUGUUAUUUUUUAAAAGGUGUAUCAUGGUGUGUGUUUUUUUUUUUUAUUAAAACUCGUGAGUGAAGUGGUUGAAGACCUUUAGAGUUGCAGACCUUCAGUCGGUCACUCUUUCCUCACAGCGAUGAAAGCAGUGCCACCUCACUCAUUCACUCAUUCACUCACGUUCUCCCAUUUGUUCUCACUCACUCACUCAUGCUCACUUUCUUCCCUGUAAUGUGUCUAUACCCCAUAUCUUUCUUUCACUUUUUUUCUUUCACACUCUUUCUUCCCCCCCCCCCUUUCUCUCUCAUACUAAUAGCACUUUCACACCAGACACUGUGGCACAGUAUCCUACGGUUGCCAGUCCAAAUCCUUUUCUACAGGUUGAGUCUAUUUUGUGGAGUUUUUUGAAGGUUGUGUGUUUAAAAAGGAGAGCACUUUGUUAAUACUGGUCCGUAGCAAUGGCUGUGAGGGACGGCUGCCAGUAGUCCCUCACAGCAAGUCGAGGGUGCCAGUAUUUAUUUUCCUUUAAAAAAAAGUGUGCCAAAUUUUUUUUUUUACAUUAAAAUGCAACAACAACAAAAAAAGCAAAAAGGAAUAAUCAAAUCAUAAUAAUCUCUUAUGAAUUGAGUCAGACACACUGCACACAUUCAGUAGCGAGUGAAUAAUCCAACGCUUGUUCUUAUAGGAAGAUAUUUAAAAGCCUCAAAUGUGAUUGUUUCCCUUUAUAGUAAUCACAAACUAUAGUCAGGUUUUAUUUCUCUCUCUCCUUCACAAUUUUCUCCAUUUUUAUAUAAUGUAUAUAAUAAUAAAAAAGAUCUGGUGAACCCAGAAAACCCAAACACUGCUAAAUGCAAAGACUUCUUACUGUUACACUUUACAGACUACUCUGACUGUUACAAAGCACUGAAGACUCCAUUAAUUCCAUUCCAUAUAUGUCUCCUUGCAGGACGCUUCACCAUCGCAGUUACACAUAUAAAGCUGUUCAUAAUUAGAUUUUUCUAGAAAGUCCACCCCAUGUAAUUGAGUUAUUUACUAUAGACACAACAAACGAAUAUAAUAUAAAUAUUAUAUUCUAGAAUAUAUUCUAUUCUAGAAAAUAGCAACUCCACACCUUGUGGCCAAUCAGAACCGAGAAUUCACUUGACAAAAUUUGGAAUCAGUAAUCUGUUAUCGGACCCCACUGUCUGGUGAAAAAGUGCUAAUAUUCUUUGUAGUUUCCUGUCUCUUUCUUCUUGUCUUCCUCUUCCUGUCUCUUAGUUUUCCUCAGGUUUGCAUCUCUCUUUUUUUUUCUCCAUUCAUCUCUCUCAUUGUUGUGUUUUUUUCUAUCUUUCCUUCCUUCCUUUCUCUCCCCCCCCUUUCUCUUUCUCUCUGUGGGCUCAGUGGCCUUGGCCAUAGCUGUGUGUCGUGUAGCUGUAGUGGUGUGUUCACUCGAUGUUGAUGAUAUUCUCCAGCUGGUGCUGUGUUUCUGCGCAUGCAUGCUUGCCCCGUCUCUUUGUCUGUGCCAGUGUUAGGGGUCCAGCAAGUUUUUGCCUUCACUUCCUGAUGGGUGAACUUGCUUCUUCAGUUGUGUUCGUGCCUGUGGUUUUACUUUCUUUCUUUCAAAAAACAAAGGUUUUCAUUCUUUCGCAACUCGUGCAUGGCCACUUGCUUCAUGCUCCCUAAGUUAUUUUAUGUAUUUAUUUGUUUAGAUUUUUUUUAAAUGAAAAUCAAGAUGCUUCUUUCUGAUCAAACGUUCAUUUUCAGUAAUUUGAGUUGAUGUUCAAAACAAACAGUUACCUCAUUUUGGAUGGAUUUUGGGCUGCAGUUCGAAUCAGCUCUGAAUGACUAACAUUGUGGUUUAUCUUUGUUUAUAUAGAAAGAGUAUCGCAAUGCUGAGCUGCUUGCGUGUGUGCGUGGGUGUGUGUGUGUGUGUGUGUGUGUGUGUGUGUGUGUGUGUGUGAGUGCGCUCAUACCGUGAGCACGUGUGUGUGCGUGCGCAUUAUCUGUAUUGUGCUUUGGAUUUCUCUGACUCUUCCCUCCACCUCAAGACUUUCUCAUAAACACCAAACUGCCAAGAUAUCACCGGCUUGUAACGUCAGUGUUGAUCUCAGCUGCUCCCUGUUUAUUAGUAAUAAUAGAGCUUAAUUCUACUCCAGUUUUCAGAACAGAACCAUUGUAAAAUGCAUCACCUUUUUAUGUGCAAAUUAAUCGAAUUAAAGGCCAUUGUGAAAUACG
This is a messenger RNA of Silurus meridionalis, 6781 nucleotides long. RefSeq names its product formin binding protein 1a (gene fnbp1a). Bases 200 to 2158 code for a protein of 652 amino acids. The record is from RefSeq and is a predicted model, not a curated record. Gene Ontology annotation, molecular function: protein binding. Gene Ontology annotation, biological process: signal transduction; endocytosis. Lineage: Eukaryota; Metazoa; Chordata; Actinopteri; Siluriformes; Siluridae. The transcript is spliced from 17 exons.